Molecule: messenger RNA, 4710 nt
Organism: Conger conger (European conger)
Lineage: Eukaryota; Metazoa; Chordata; Actinopteri; Anguilliformes; Congridae
Product: up-regulator of cell proliferation-like
Exons: 1
Coding region: 1-4710 (1569 amino acids)
Molecular function (GO): GTP binding
Source: RefSeq, a predicted model, not a curated record
AUGACAGGAACCAGUCUGGAGGAGCUGCUGAGUGACCUGGGACUGGAACACCACCUGAAGAACAAGCUGACUCUGAGCCAGGUGCUGCAGAUUGAUGGAGAGACGUUAUCUGAUGAAAGCAUCCAGUCUCUGAAAGCUCUACCAUGGUGUUUCCUGAGGAAGCUGAUGAUGGUGAAUGUGACUGCUAGGAGUGUGAGGUGCACCUCUAAACAGGACAUGGAACCCCAAAACCUGGACAAUCUUUUUGACACUCUGGACAAUCCAGUGGGCUACAGCUCCAAUGUGGUCAACCCCCUGGACCUCAUAACUGCUGUUCUUAUCUGCUCAGAUUGUUUUCUCCAGCAGGAAAUGGCUUUGAAAAUGUCUUUGUGCCAGUUCUCUGUGCCUCUGCUGCUUCCUAAAUGUGAUGAACAAGAGUGCACUUUAAUGCUGUGGGCCAUGAGGGAUAUUGUGAAAAAGUACAAGCCUCAUUCAUUGGUGGACCCAAGAGGGUUUGUUGAGGAGAGCAUUGCUCUCACUGACCUCCCCAUGGUCUCUUUUGUGAGGCUGGGAAACAGCAGCAUGUCCAAGUCUCACAUUCUGAACCAAGUUUUCAGCAACCCUCAGCAGUACCACGACACCUUUGUUCACAAAGACAUGGAGUGUUGUGACACCCCAAGGAGGAUUUCCAAUGGGCUGGUGGAAAUCAGCUGGUAUCUGCCCAGUGGGAAGAGCGAUACCACUGAGAUCUUCAAUGAGCCGCUGGCUAUAGCUAACCUCCGUGGGGACCUCAGAGACUUUGAAACUCAGUAUGCAUUCCUCUGUAGCACCUCUGCUGCCAUAUUUGUGUUUUGUGAUGAUUUUGGGUCCGAAUGCAAAAUUCUGCACUCCAAAAACACUCAGGCUCAUUGGUUCUUGAUCAGCAAUUCACAGAGCCAAAGCUUCAAUAAGAAUGACUGCAAGAGAUGGGUUUCUGAGUUACAGCUACAACCUAGUAACAUAAUCAUAAAGGGUCCGCAGCUGAAUGUCACAGAAUUUCUCAAUAAACUACAUUCUGCUAUCCGUGACAUUUUAAAGGGAAAUGUGGUCAAAAAAAGUGUUGAAGGGAUGUCUGCUGUCGCCUAUGAGUUUGGGAUCCGCGUUGAUGAAGAUUAUACCUGCUGUCAGAAGGGCAAGCAGAAGGCUGAUGCAAUCACAGGAGGGAUAUCUGAUAUUCCAAGCUUCAAGGAGAAAGAGCUGCCCUUGCAAGGGACUGCAUGGAAACAGCUGGCCAAACUGGAGAAGGAAGAGUGCAGGAUGAAAAAAGCUGGGGCGAAAAACCUAGAAAUUUACAGGAAUGAGCUUUCAGAUCAGAGGAAGAAGCUCAGAGCACAGCAGAGAGCUCACAACAUCUCGGAGUCCAUGUCCCGUUUCAUCUCUUCAAUGUCCAGUUCUACAGAGGAAUGCAAGUAUUUCCUUAAGUGGAUGAGGAUCAACUUGGACAACCUGUCUCUCAAAACCCUUCCACUGCUACAGGCAAAGUACGAGGAAUGGUGUCAGAAUUCCCCAGAAAACAAGAAGUUCAUUGCAGAGUUGGACAGGAAGAUCUCCAGUUGUUCCUUGGGGACGGAGCACUUCCUGAGGGAAAUGGGUCAGCUGUAUGAGUCAGCCUGUUCACUCCCUGAAGGCCCCACCUCUCAGAUCCAGCGCCUGCCACGUCUCUGUGCCGAGCUGCUGCAGGAAGGCUUUCCUCUGGAGCUGGUGGAUGGAGACGCAUCCAACAUUCCUCUGGAGUGGGUUACACAGGUUCUAAAGGAACUCCAUCAUCUCACACAAGAUACAUGUAAGAUUCGGGUGAUCACUGUACUGGGGGUUCAGAGCACUGGGAAAUCCACGCUCCUGAACACGAUGUUUGGGGUCCAGUUUGCUGUCAGCAGUGGCAGGUGCACCAGAGGGGCCUUCAUGCUCCUCAUCAGAGUGAAAGAGGAUUUUAAGAGGCAGCUUGGGUGUGAUUACAUCGUAGUUAUUGACACUGAAGGUUUGAAUUCACCAGCGUUGGCCCAGUUGGAUGACAGUUAUGAGCAUGACAAUGAACUGGCCACUUUGGUUGUGGGGCUGAGUGAUAUCACAGUCAUCAACAUUGCCAUGGAGAACUGCACAGAGAUGAAGGACAUCCUGCAGAUUGUGGUGCAUGCCUUCCUGCGCAUGGAAGAAGUUGGGAGAAAACCCUGCUGUCUGUUUGUGCACCAGAAUGUUCCGGACAUCUCUGCUCAUAAAAAGAACAUGAGGGACAGGAAGCUUCUGCUGGAGCAGUUGAAUGAGAUGACCCAAGCAGCAGCUAAGAUGGAAAAGAAGGGAACGAACAAAACAUUUACUGAUGUCAUGGAGUACGAUCCAGAGAAAAACAACUGGUACAUCCCUGGGCUCUGGCAUGGCAACCCUCCCAUGGCACCUGUCAAUGUUGGCUACAGUGAGUCUGUGAAUCUUUUCAAGAGGAGUGUGAUUGAAAAGUUUAUGGAACAAAAAUCUGGAAAGAGCUCAGCACAUACAAUCAAUGACUUCCUUGAAUGGACCAGGAGCUUAUGGAAGGCAGUGAAGUAUGAGAACUUCAUCUUCAGUUUCCGCAACAGCCUUGUGGCUGAAGCUUAUGCUCAGCUUUGUACCGAGUUUAACAAUUGGGAGUGGAGCUUCAGCAAAAACAUGUACUCCUGGUUAAUGGACGCUGAGAUAAAAGUAUCAAACUUUGGAAUAGAAGCAGCACAGGCUCAGUUAUCCUCCAAUAUUGACAACUUGCUGAUCCGCCUUAAAAGAGAAGUCUCUGUCAAACUGGCAGAGGAGGAACAGCACAUUUUGGACAACCUCACAGAAUUCUACAAGAAAGAAGAGGGACAUGUUCAUUUGGUAGAGAAGUAUAAGGAGGAAUUCAUCAGCACAGCCAAAACUGUCAGGCGGGAGACCGAGAACUCUGUGAAAAACAAGCUUGAGGCAGCGGUGGAGAUCAGAAAGGGUAUGUUCAGGUUAGAGAGCAUCAAGAAAAACCACACAGCCACAAUGGAGCAGAAGGUGCUGGCCCUGAUUGAGAAAUGCAGAAAAAGUGAAGAGCCACCAGAUCAACUGCUGAACAAUGAAUUUGAGAAGAUGUGGAAUGAGACCGUGGCAGAACUGCAGUUCCCUGGCAUGGAAGAACGAGACAUUAAGCAAGACAUCUCCCACCAGCUGUGGGUUAACUUAGAGAUGAAAGGCAGCACAGUACGUGAAAUACUGUUGAAUGUGGGAAAUUUGCAAGAAGAAGCAGAGGGAAUGUGGCAGACAUUAAUUGAAGAUGAGCCGAAGGUAAUGACAAACAAAAUGGUUGCUCAAAUAAUCAAGAACAGCAGGACGUUUGUGGAGUAUAAAGUGAAAACAAUGGCUGAUUACCAUAAAACCUACAUAACAGAGUUGCUUUGCAGGGUAGACGAAAACCUGGAUAGGUGCAGUGAUCUGGAAAGUGCUGAGUUUCAAGCUAAGCUGAAGAUCCAUAUCUGUAGACAUGCAGCACAGGAGUUUCUUAAAAUGCAUCAGGAUUUUAUCCGUGCAAAUGACCCCCGUCACUGUCUGGAACAGUUCAAGGAACAGUACUGCACUGACUUUAAGGACCUGUUCCAUAAAAAAGACCAGUGUCAGAAGAAAGCUGAAGAGUUUACCUACAACUGUCUUCAACCUGCGGUGAAGGAAUACAUCACCAAGUCUCUGGGCCCUGACCUUGUGGAUGAAAUGUUGACAGGGCAGAAAGCCAUUGACUUCAGCACUCGAACUUUCUUCCAGUUCUCAAUCCUCAAGCAACUGCUUUCAGAAGAUCACUUCAAGGGCUUUGAGAUGUAUGUGAAUAAUUACGAGACUUUUGUACAGGACUGGUUAUUGCAGCAGAUGGUUCAGCAGUUCUCGGAGGGAGAUGGCCUCAGGAUCAUUGAGAUUAAGCACCUGGAGGUGACUGUUAAAAAAAUUAAGAAAGCCAUUCAGAACGCACAGAUAGAGUCCAGUAAACGACCAGUGGGAAGGGGUAAGGAGGCAGGAAGGGGUGAGGAGGCCAAGAACAUUCAGAAGUUCAUUCAGGAUAUCUGUAGUGACCUACAGAAGGAGCUUGUCAUCCCCAAAGACCACCUCAGAGCAGUCCUGGCCUUAAACACUGCCAAGCCAGAAGACUUUUCCCAGUGUCUGGAGGUGCUUGUGGAUGAAAUGGAGCAGGCCUUUACCAGAGAGUUUCAGAAAGGUGGGGAUGUGAGGGCCAGGCUGACCUCACUGCCCUUUCAGCCACACAAGGUGCUGUUUAACAGGGUGUUUGGCUGUGGGAGGCAGUGUCCUUUGUGCAAGGCCCCCUGUGAAGCUGGUGGCAAGAGCCACUCGGAGCACUUUGCCUCCAUUCACCAUCCUCAGGGGGUUGGGAGAUACAAAAAUAGUGAAUCCUUUAAAUUAAUGUGUGACAUCUGCUCCACCAGUGUUGCCAGUGAGCACCGAUUCAAGUCGAUUGACACAGGGGGGAAAUGGCAUCUAUGCAAGGACUACCAGAGCAUUUACCCUGACUGGCGCAUCCAGCCGGAUAACAGCAUCCAGGCCUCAGACUACUGGAGGUACGUCUUCAACAGGUUUAACAAGCAGUUUGCAGAGGAAUAUGAAGCCAAGCCUGCUGAUAUUCCCCACCUAUGGAGAUACAUUACCCAGGGACAAGCCAUGGAAAGCCUGAAGGAAUCCUUCCAGAUGAAAACAGGAGAUUAA